CCCGCCCCGCUCCUCUCCGCUCCCCGCCGGCCAUGGCGCGGCUCUUCGGGCGGCUGCGGGCGGCCGUGCUCGGCGUGGUGCACGUGGGCGCGCUGCCAGGGACGCCGAGAAGUUCUCUUCCGUUGGCACAAAUCAUCGAUCAAGCUUGUCAAGAAGCAGAAGCAUACAAAGAUGCUGGCGUUGAUGGCUUGAUAGUGGAGAACAUGCACGAUCGGCCCUACACACUGUGCCCUGGGCCUGAGGUGACGGCCGCCAUGACGGCAGUGGGCACAGCGGUGCGGCGGCUCUGCCCGCGCCUCGCCUUGGGUGUCCAGGUGCUGUGUGCUGCCAACCAGCAGGCCAUGGCCGUGGCUCUUGCCGCAGGUCUUGAUUUUAUCCGGGUUGAAGGUUUUGUGUUUUCUCAUGUUGCUGAUGAAGGGAUCAUAAAUGCCUGUGCAGGUGACCUGCUACGAUACAGGAAACUAGUUGGAGGAGAGAAUAUUCAGAUUUUUGCUGACAUUAAAAAAAAACACAGUGCUCAUGCUCUGACGGCAGAUAUCAGCGUGGCUGAGACCGCCUCUGCUGCUGAGCUCUUCCUGGCUGAUGGGGUGGUACUGACUGGUACAGCGACCGGGCUGCCCGCCGACCCUGGGGAGCUGAGAGAGGUUCAACAUGCUGUGAAGAUUCCUGUGUUGAUUGGGUCUGGAGUGACUCUGGAGAAUGUGAAGAAUUACUUGGAUGCAAAUGCUCUAAUAAUUGCAAGCUCCUACAGCUUUGUACCUCUUCAGACUAGCACUAGCGAUGUUAAAAUCUGCCAGGUUCCUUCCAGCACACAAGGUGUAAUUAUGAUGGAAUCAUUUCUACCAGAACUGACAGGACCUUACCCAGCCAAGAUGCCCAUCCGUGUGGAUCAAAUGAUGCAACUGCUUUGCAGUGUUUCUCAGGAGAAGGGAAUGACAGCAGCUGUCAAGCACUCUGGUCGAGGAGCGCUCCUGGCAGGUGCAACCGCGUUUGUUGGGGGCUUGGUAGGAGGUCCACCUGGUAUCGCUGUAGGAGGAGCGCUUGGUGGAUUGCUUGGUGCCUGGAUGAGCAGCGGACAGUUCAAGCCGGUCCCUCAGAUUUUAAUGGAGUUGCCUCCUGCCGAGCAGCAGAAACUCUACAAUGAAGCCAUUGCUAUAGUCAGGAACCUAGACUGGACUGAUAUUGUUCAGCUGACUGCACUUGUAAUGGGAAGUGAUCACCUCCAGCAGCUGUUGGCAAGAAUGGUGAUAAAUUACCUCACCACAGAGCUAAGUGCAGCGAUAAAGUAUGCAGAAUAAACCUUUUCAGGCCAGGUUUUUAGAUUUUGUUCAAUUUUACUCUGACAACUGUGAUUCUCUGAUGUAGCAAUUAUUGGGAUUAGGAUUGUCAUUAUAGCUUUCAUUUCUCAACUGAGUCUGAAUAUCCUCUGUUUUCAUUUAAAAAAAUACUAAGAAGCAUCACAAUGGUCUAUGUUUUGCUUUAGAGGAAUUGAACUGAUGGAGAACUGGGAGAUUCAUAUCCCAGCCAGUUGUUCUGUUUGUUUCAAGGCAAUCAAUAAACUGUUUAUCAGAUGUGA
This is a messenger RNA of Numida meleagris (helmeted guineafowl), 1576 nucleotides long. RefSeq names its product protein C19orf12 homolog. Lineage: Eukaryota; Metazoa; Chordata; Aves; Galliformes; Numididae. The record is from RefSeq and is a predicted model, not a curated record. The transcript has 9 exons. Bases 33 to 1298 code for a protein of 421 amino acids.